AAAAUACAUAAAAUCUAUUGGUCAAAAAUCAAUUCAAAAAACAAACGAAACAAAAAUCUUCAUUCAACAAAUAAUUUUGAUCCAAAUGCUUAAGGUAUGUCACAAAUAUUUGUCAUCGACAUGCUUGUCGAGGGCAGGGACAUAACAUUUUUCCUCCUGAAACGAUUGGCACAAAGCAUACCGGUUGCUUUUGCAUCAUCACCACCAUCAUCAUCAACAUCUUCAUAUCCAUUGCCAUCGCUUUCAUUCAUACGUUAUCCGGAAGCAACAACAGUACCGUCGAUCAUAUCCGAUCAUUGCAACUGUAAAAUAACAUCAAGCAAAAUUGAUACCCAAGAAAAUCUGCUCAGAUUGUCUAAUGACAAAUCGAUUACGAUCGAAAAUCAAUCGUCAACAUCUUCAACAAGAACGACAACAAGGUCUUUCAUCAAUCAUUCAUCAAUAAUUUCCCGUUCAAUUUGUAAAUUUCCACCACUACCUUCGACGUUUAUAAUUAUUAUUAUUCAUUUGCUCAUAUUGAUCACAUCAAUCAUAUUGAUUCCAUCAACAUUUCACUUAUCAUCAUUCGAAUGGUUAUCAUCCUCAAAGGGUCCUUUACUAUAA
Molecule: messenger RNA, 603 nt
Organism: Dermatophagoides pteronyssinus (European house dust mite)
Lineage: Eukaryota; Metazoa; Arthropoda; Arachnida; Sarcoptiformes; Pyroglyphidae
Gene: dpp
Product: decapentaplegic morphogen
Cellular component (GO): extracellular region
Molecular function (GO): growth factor activity; cytokine activity
Source: RefSeq, a predicted model, not a curated record